Messenger RNA from Vitis riparia (riverbank grape), 1397 nucleotides. RefSeq names its product transcription initiation factor IIF subunit alpha-like. Lineage: Eukaryota; Viridiplantae; Streptophyta; Magnoliopsida; Vitales; Vitaceae. The coding region runs from base 438 to 1193 and encodes 251 amino acids. The transcript is spliced from 2 exons. The record is from RefSeq and is a predicted model, not a curated record.
CUGGCAGCUUGGGACUCCACAGCUAGGUGCGGUCGCCAAACCCUAGCUCUGGACAAAUCGCCUUGGAUUUAAAAAGACUCUUAUGCCCCUGUACGGAACUCCGCACCCACGCUACGUACCGUGAUUUGGACCCAAAUCAGGGGGGUUUCUGUAAAUCACUGCGAGUUGCCCCUUUUUUCUUUUCUUUUCUUUUCUUCUCUUUUUCCUUCGUUUUCUUAGGUCUGUUUGGGUUGCAGGAAAAAGGAGAGAGAGGAUAGGGAAUUCGAGGCGGUGAGACGGUGAGUGCGGAGAGAGAUGAAGGGCUGCGAGCUGUGUGGAUGUCCGGCGAGGAUGUACUGCGAGUCGGACCAGGCGAGCUUGUGCUGGGACUGCGACGCCAAGGUUCACGGUGCGAACUUUCUGGUGGCUAGGCAUUCGAGGAGUCUUCUUUGCCACGUAUGUCGGUCGCCGACGCCGUGGAGAGCUUCCGGUGCGAAGCUAGGGCACACGGUUUCGGUGUGCGAGAGGUGCGUGGACGGGUGUGGUGGGAGGAAGUGUGGAGGUGCAGCGGAGGAGAGCGAGGGAGGAAUGAUGAUGAGGUUGGCAUGGAGGAUGAUGAUCUCGAUGAGGAUGAUGAGUACGACGAUGACGAUGAUGUCGAAGAUGAGGAGGAGGAAGAGGAGGAGGAUGACGACUUUGGCGGUGAUGAUGAAGACGGUGAUAAUCAGGUGGUGCCAUGGUCUUCUACGCCGCCUCCACCUGAGGCAAGCUCUUCGAGCAGCGAAGAGUCGUUGAACAGCUUCUCUAGCGGCAACAGAGAUGUCCCUGGUUCGUUCACAAUGCUUUCGCUGAAGCGAAUGCGUGAAACUGCUUCAGAUCUUCGCUCGCAAGACGAUUUCAACCGACCGUCCUCUCAACCGAACUACGCCUCAGCGAGGGCGGCAGCGGCUCGAUCCGCGGCUGACGACGGCGAAGCCAUUUCUGAGGACGCCCUUAGGCCAUUCAAAGACCGGAGAAUAGAACAGAACCGGCCGGUCCAACCCCAGGCCGGUUCGAGAACGGCCGAGAUCGUCGACUCGCUUAACAGACUCCACAAUCAAGACAUAACCUCCGGCAGCGACGCGUCCUCUAUAAUCGCCGGCAUUUGCAAUCUGAGUAAACAAUCUGGGGCCGUUGAUCUUGAUUGCUCGAGCUCUCGUAGUCGUCGGAUUUGAGGUAGCCAUUAACCUACUCUAACAAAAAUCCUCUAUUAACCAUCAAUUUACUCUGUAUUGAUUAGAGACCUAUCUCCUGAUUGUAUUUCUUGGUUGAAUCAAACGGUGUCGUUUUGGGGACUAGGGGUUUUGGGUAAGACAAAACCAUUGGUGUAAAAUGAAGUACUGAAUGAAAAUGACCAUAUCAUUGAGAUUCAGAGACUA